Molecule: messenger RNA, 1023 nt
Organism: Echinostoma caproni
Lineage: Eukaryota; Metazoa; Platyhelminthes; Trematoda; Plagiorchiida; Echinostomatidae
Source: the annotation of a GenBank genome assembly
GCGGGUCAGGUGGCCUCGUGGAUUGACAAUGGCGCCUCUACUUGGAGCGAACGUCAACGACGUCGUCGACCGACGUGGCUCCUUCGACGCCUGAUUGAGAUACGAAAACGUGGCGGUUCUUUGUGGUUAGGAGAAGAUCAGUUACCUUUGGAACGCCAGGGUGCCACACCUCAUCGAAUGGAUCCGGAUUUGUGGAAGAUUAUGCAAAGCCGUGAAACGGAGGAGAGAUCGGACGGAUUGCAAAGCGGUCUUGUCUGUCCUGAAGGACAAUUUUGUCUUCUCCGACAAUUUGAUGGACGUCCAAUGUGUACCGGUUUUUUGGGAGAUCGUACAGAUGGAUCAUCCGACCAGGAGCCAUGCAUCCGUGAACCAUUCGUCACUCCCAAAUGUGGUGUGGACAACCGAACCUACGGCAGUGAGUGCGAACUGAAGUUAGCUGGUUUGGAGAAACAACUGGAAGUUCGAAUUGCCUAUGAGGGGCCAUGUAGAGCUCACGCGACAUGCAACAAUGUAGUCUGCCCACGUGAAGGUAUGGUCUGCCGCCCGCAUCAUGCAACCGGUCAGCCCGUUUGCUUAGACUGUGCCACUCUACCGACCGAUUGUAACGCAUCGUUCCGCAAAGCGCAGCUGAAAGACCUGAAACGGGAUGGGGUCUCGCAUUUCGGUGAUCCAGUUUGGUCGGCUCAAACUCAGACAAACGGUUGGCCAGUCAUUUGUGGCUCCAACCGACGAACCUAUGCAAACACAUGUUUUUUGCACAUUGUCAACUGUUUGAGCACUCAAUUUGUGGAUUUGAGUCCACCACAAAAUUGUGAACUGGCUGUAAACGCGAAUGAUGCUGAUUCGAGCGGGGGGAGCGAACAUGGAUACUCGCGAGGUGUUGUUAGACAACUCCCUCAGAUGUUUUUGGUCAUCGUGAACAGAAAUUCUNACUACUACUACUACUACUACUACUACUACUACUACUACUACUACUACUACUACUACUACUACUACUACUUCUACUACUAUUACUACUACUAA